AUGAUCCUCAGACGAGCUUCCACUCUCAGUCGUCCUCUCGUCCUUCGUCCGGCCUAUUCCGCCCGGGUGUGCUACUACCAUCCGCCUGAUGUACAUAGCACUAAGGGAGAGGAGUUCUUCAUCCCCCCUUCCUACCCAGACAACUUGGAGGAUACUCCCAGUCUUGUCAAAAAGCCAGAAAAGGACAUGGGCCACUGGGAAGAGAUCCAUGCUACCUCUAGUGAGACCUCGGUGCGUUCCAUCUCCCCCUACCCCUUCGUCAUUAAGGUCAAAGCCGACCGUGGCGAUAUCAAUAUCCAGCAGCAGAAGCAGCAGCAGCGGACCACUACUCGGGAUCUGGAUAAGGAUCUAGGGGAGGAAGAGCCGCCGAAGCUGGAUGAGAUGUGA
This is a messenger RNA of Aspergillus eucalypticola CBS 122712, 387 nucleotides long. RefSeq lists its product as uncharacterized. The transcript has 3 exons. The record is from RefSeq and is a predicted model, not a curated record. Bases 1 to 387 code for a protein of 128 amino acids. NCBI's taxonomy places the organism in Eukaryota, Fungi, Ascomycota, Eurotiomycetes, Eurotiales, Aspergillaceae.